Molecule: messenger RNA, 1974 nt
Organism: Cetraspora pellucida
Lineage: Eukaryota; Fungi; Glomeromycota; Glomeromycetes; Diversisporales; Gigasporaceae
Source: the annotation of a GenBank genome assembly
AUGACACAACCAUUAGGAGAACACGUAACUCAUAUAUUGUUAGCGGAAUUUGAUAUCGAUAAAGGUUCUUCUCUAGCACAUCAAUAUCCCGAGCCCACUGGUACGGAUGAGCACUUAUUGGCAGAGUUAAUGUUACCAGAUGGUGCUCAUUUACGUACCGAAGAUUGGACUGUGUUCUUUUUAAAUCAAACCGUUCCAGAUCCUGAUAAAAUUUCAAUUGAUCUGAUACCUGAUCGUUCAUUAGAUAAUGAAACUCCAUUAUUGUAUGCAUUAAAUUUAGUUAGGACUAGGCAUGACAAAGAGGCUAGAAGAGGCGCUGUAGUGAAAGCUAUGGCAAUUUGUACUAGGCAUCAAUUUUUACAUAUUUAUAAGCCGGUUCUUUUAUUAGCGCUUGACAAUUAUUUUCAAGAUCCUUCAAUAGAAUGUCUUGCAUCACUCUAUCAAGCUGUUAAUUCAAUGGAUUGUAAGUUUAUGCCAAUAUUUAAUGCACAUGAAAAAGCUAUUUUACGUGCAUCUGAGAACAAAGAUAUGUUUGAAGAAAAAUUUACAGCAUAUGAAAACAGUAGAAAGCAUAUGCAAGAAGGUUCUGCAAUCUCGUUGAGUGAACAAUUAUCUGAUGAUAGUUCAGGUAAAGGAUUAGGAAUUAUUAAUGAAAAUAGUGAAGGUUAUGGGAGUGAUUAUGUUAUUGUUAGUGAAGAAGAGAGAGAAAAAUUGAAGCGAGGAACCUACAUUGAUUUGGCUCCAAAUUUAAGUAAAAAUAAGGAUAGACAUUUCUUUGAGACAAAAAUUGUAUAUAAUGGAAUUAAGCUGCCUAUAAGAGUACCGUUAACUGUUAAUCCUGAAGAAGUCGGUGAUAAACGAAUUAUUUUCUUGGGACAAGGACAUCCGUCGGGUGAUGUUGCUAAUUAUGUGUUAUCCGCAUGUGCUAUGGGAAGUGGAAGUGGUGGUGUUUUAGGAGGAUUUACGGAACGAUUUAUAGCCGGAGUAACAAAUAGAAUUUUUGAGGAUCAUAGUACAUGGUGGGAUGUUUUAUGUAAUAUUGAUACUGGAAAAAUUAUUGUUAGUAAGGAUAUUGCGACACCUUCAUAUGGAACUAAACCAGAUGAAAAACCUGAAGAAGCGAUACGUGGUAAAUUUCAAGAAUAUGUUCAACGUUUCGUGCGGCUUACAGCAUUAUAUGAAGUUGAGACUUUUGGUUCAACUAAAAUCGGAAUGAUGCCAGAGGAUACGUAUUAUCCAGGGAUUCUUGGUACAGGUCUAGCAUUUCAAGAUGAUAAUUCAAAGCAUAGAGAACUUGCUGCUAACAUUAAUAGGAUAGAAGGAUGGAGACAGACCAUUAGUUACAAAUAUUAUCAGUUGGAUUUCCAAAAUUAUUUGAAAACACGUAACAUAAAAUCUUUUGAUGUACAUCAUCAAGUAUCAAAAUUAAAAAUGCUAAAAAAUAUGCCCGAGCAAGAAGUUGAAACUUUAUAUAAAGCUUUUGUUAAUAGUGUUUCUACAGAUGAACAAAUUAUUGAGUUUUUGUCAUAUCUUCCACAAAAUCAAGGGGGCUUAUUUCCGAUUGGAUUAGGUCUAUUUUAUCCACUUAAGACUGUAAGAGAUAAUACAAUUGAAUUGUUUAAUCGACUUAAUAGUCAUGCAACUGGAAGUAAAUUUAUACAGAGUUUAAAUAGUUUUCAAAAACUUGCAUACGAAAGGCAACUUAAUCAAAAGCGAGAGAGACAGCAACAAUUAGAAUUCGCUAAUAAGCUUGCUUUAAUAUUAAUGAAACUGAAUGGUCUCAAUAUUCCAGUAACGGAUGAAAAUAAGAAAGAAUAUAUAGAGUAUAUGGAUCGUAUUUCUAAACAUGUUGAGAAUCAAUUUAAAGUAUUUAUGGAAGGAUUUAAUCGACUUACACCACAAGUAUUUGACGAGCCAACAAAGACUGUCCUUACUGGUUUUCCUGUAUUUGGAUCUAACCACUUGACUAAAUGA